AUGAACACAAAUGAAGCACUUAGCAGAAAGCGGCUCGAAAACGUGGAGAGAAAGCUGUCAAGAGAUAAGAAACUGAAAGGAGAGUAUGGUGGCAUUAUUGAAGAGCAACUCAGAACUGGGUUAAUCGAGGAAGCACUUCAGAUUCCGUCUGAAAAACGUGUAUUCUACAUGCCUCACAAGCUAAUUGUAAAGCAGAGUGCAGUUACAACUAAGGUUCGCAUGGUGUUUGACGCAACCGAUUCUUUGGGACAUAAUGGUAAGAGUGCGAAUGUCCGCAAGUCUGCUCUUGGAGACAUAGAAAAGACGUUUCUUCAGAUUGGUGUGAAGGAGGAGGAUAGAGAUGCAGUCAGGUUCUUGUUCAACAUUAAAGGAAUAGAGAAACAUUUAAGAUUUACACGUGUACCUUUCGGGGUUGAAGCAAGCCCUUUCCUACUGGGAGCAACUCUGCAGCAUGACUUUGAACAACAAGGGUCAGAAUUUGAAGAGGCAGUAAGAGCACUUAAGGAGAACACUUAUGUUGACAAUCUCAUGCAAACGGGAGGAAAUGUAGAGAAACUCGUGCAGUUCAAAGAAGAGAGUAGUGCCAUACUUGAGUCUGUCAGGUUUCGGGUGCACAAGUGGGAAUCUAAUGUGAAGGUUCUUGAAAGUGAAGGCAUACCAAACCCAAGCAAGAUCCUUGGACAUGUAUGGAAUAAGGAUGAUGACACACUGGAGCUGCUUGCAAAGCCUUUUCGACUAAAACAUCCAGUGACCAAGCCCACUAUACUCAGUUACCUGGGAACUGUCUAUGACCCACUCGGGAUAAUCUCACCCACCAUGGCUGAGGGAAAGCAUAUUUAUCGAGAAGCCUGCGAUGAGAAGAAAGGCUGGAAUGCAGAAGUUUCCCCCAGAUUGAAGAAGCAAUGGUUAAGGUGGACGAAGCAACUUAAGGAUGUAAGGGUGCCUAGAAGUAUUGCUUUAUUUGUCGGAGAGAUAGGAGCAGUCCAUUUACAUCUUUUCACAGAUGCCAGUAUCCUAGCAUGCUGCGCAGCAGCUGUUGCGGUGGUAGAACAUGAGGCAGGCGUGACCAAAGGACUUCUGACCUCAAAGUCGUGGAUUUCAAAGAGAAGUACAUCAAUAGCAAGACUAGAGCUCGUGAGUGACCACAUGGCAGUAAACAUGGCGAAGAACCUCAGCACGGCUCUCCAGCGUUGGCCCAUCCAAACCAUCAACAUUUGGAUGGACAGCAUGGUAGCACUAUAUUGGAUAACUAAUCCCGGGAGAGGAUGGAAGGUGUUUGUGUCAAACAGAGUAAAGAAGAUAGCAGAAACUGCGGGUCCAAUCAACAUCACUUGGAAGUACUGCCCAUCAGAGUUGAAUCUAGGUGACCUCGGGAGUAGAGGGGCAACCAUUGUGAAGAUGGAGAGAGGAAACUGGUUUGCUGGUCCGGAUUGGCUCUUGGACAAAAGCUCCAGAGCGGUUCAUUUGAAAGUUGCAAGAACCCAAACGGCAGAUGAAUUCAAGAGGAAGCUGAAUGCCUUUAUCUCGCGACGAACAAGACCUCGUAUCAUCGUCUCGGAUAAUGCCAAAACUUUUAAGGCCACAGCAGAUUGGAUCAAGACGGUGCGGAGAAGUGAGAAGUUGCAGAAUUAUUUAGCACGUGAGAACAUUCGCUGGCAGUUCAAUCUUGCAAAGUCACCCUGGUGGGGAGGAAUCUAUGAGAGAUUGAUUAAGGAGAUAAAGAAGACCUUGCAUGAGACUUGA
This is a messenger RNA of Stylophora pistillata, 1743 nucleotides long. RefSeq lists its product as uncharacterized. The record is from RefSeq and is a predicted model, not a curated record. Lineage: Eukaryota; Metazoa; Cnidaria; Anthozoa; Scleractinia; Pocilloporidae.